CUGGUACUGGACGAGAAUGUGCGCGGGGUGAUCACCAUGAACGAAGAGUACGAGACAAGAUUCCUGUGCAACACCGCGAAGGAAUGGAAGCAAGCAGGAGUUGAGCAGCUACGGCUCAGCACAGUUGACAUGACUGGGGUCCCCACCUUGGCCAACCUCCACAGAGGAGUCCAGUUUGCUCUCAAGUACCAGUCAAUGGGCCAGUGUGUCUACGUGCAUUGUAAGGCUGGGCGAUCCAGAAGUGCCACAAUGGUGGCAGCAUAUCUGAUUCAGGUGCACAACUGGAGCCCAGAGGAAGCUAUAGAAGCUAUCGCCAAAAUCCGGACACACAUCUCCAUCAGGCCUAACCAGCUGCAAGUUCUCAAAGAGUUCCACAAGGAGAUUACUGCAAGAGCAGCAAAGAAUACUGAUAACUGAUAACAUCUCCCACACUGACAUUUCAAGACUAUGAAGUCUGUGGAUGACAAAGAACUUGGCUGUACCCAAGUAAAAAGUUUAAAGGACAAAGGGGCUUAAGCCAGGACAACACCCCGAAUAUGCUGAGUAAUAGAUAAUGUGCCUCCUUUGCCUUCCUUCCCUGAAAUAACACUGUCAGAUGGCUACAGAGAACAAGAUUGUCUGGCUAAAUCUUAUUUUCUUCGACAGGGUCAAGGAAAUAUUAAUUUUAACAGAAAUCAAUUAUGUAUCUGAUAUUUUGUGUAAUGGCACCAUAACAGAAGUUAAAUGCUAGAAAAGGAAAGAAUAAAUACUUAGAUCUGUUCUUUGUUACUGUCAGAAUCCCAAUUUCAAUUGUAUAACUUGGCAAAAUGCUUGCCAGCAUGUAUAAGGCUACGAGUUUGGUCCCUAGCACUUCCAAAAAUAAAAAUAACCCGUAUUUCCCUGA
This is a messenger RNA of Cricetulus griseus (Chinese hamster), 883 nucleotides long. NCBI's taxonomy places the organism in Eukaryota, Metazoa, Chordata, Mammalia, Rodentia, Cricetidae. The record is from RefSeq and is a predicted model, not a curated record.